AUGACUUCUAAAACCGUCCUCCUGUGCGUCCUGGCGCUCGCGUCUUUCUUCAGCUCUGCUUUGUGCUCUCCUACGUGCAACAACCGCUGCUGCAGUUUCGUGGAGGGCUUCCCCAUCAGGCUCAAGAAGCUCAGACAGGACUAUUCACGGAUCAGAGAUUUCUACGAAGCAAACGACGACUUAGACUCAGCGCUGCUAGAUCAGUCCGUCGAAGACUCCUUUAAGAGCCCGUUUGCCUGUUACGCCAUGAACAGCUUACUGGAAUUUUACCUGGACACGGUUCUGCCGACAGCCAUGGCCGGAGUGACCGAAGACACCAAGAACUUAAAGCCUCACGUGGAGUCCAUACUAGAAAUUUUCAAUACCCUGAAGAGAGAUGUCACCCACUGUAGGAACUACUUCUCCUGCAAAAAACAUUUCGACAUCAAGAAUCUGAACUCUACUUACACUCAGAUGGAGAGCAGAGGUCUAUACAAGGCCAUGGGAGAGCUGGACAUAUUGUUUAACUACUUUGAGACGUAUCUGGCUUCUAAACGACACAGACAAUAACCUCUGCUCGAAGACCUGCUGACCCAAAUCAAGAUAUGAAGCUCAUCUCUGGGAGAAAAAGAACUUUUACAAGCAUUGACAGAUGUGAAUUUUUUGUAUGGGACUUACUGAACUGUUGUCUUUAUUUUUUAUGAGACGUUAUAACUAAUUUGUCCUAUGGACAAGUUUCUGUUAGGAUCCUUUUGAAUCAUGCUGUUUAAAA
Molecule: messenger RNA, 751 nt
Organism: Pelmatolapia mariae (spotted tilapia)
Lineage: Eukaryota; Metazoa; Chordata; Actinopteri; Cichliformes; Cichlidae
Gene: il10
Product: interleukin 10
Exons: 5
Coding region: 1-549 (182 amino acids)
Biological process (GO): immune response
Cellular component (GO): extracellular region
Molecular function (GO): cytokine activity
Source: RefSeq, a predicted model, not a curated record